Molecule: messenger RNA, 1784 nt
Organism: Rhopalosiphum padi (bird cherry-oat aphid)
Lineage: Eukaryota; Metazoa; Arthropoda; Insecta; Hemiptera; Aphididae
Product: dynein axonemal intermediate chain 4-like
Exons: 4
Coding region: 174-1763 (529 amino acids)
Biological process (GO): cilium movement
Cellular component (GO): axonemal dynein complex
Molecular function (GO): dynein light chain binding; dynein heavy chain binding
Source: RefSeq, a predicted model, not a curated record
CCAAUUAUUUCGUCAUCCAAUAACGUUUAUUAAAAACUUAUUAUGAUCGAAUUUUGUAAUUUUUCAGAGAUGGAGAUCACGAAAGAUUACAGAAAUCCAAAGAAAUAUAUCUGAAUAAUCUAUCAAAACCGCGCGCCAAAACCGACAACAUAUCGCAAACAAUCAACACUCUCAUGGAACGCGAAAACGUGGAGUGUCAAACAUCGAAUGUCGCCACGCUCGCGGCCGGUACUCAGGUGCACGAUUUCAACAUAAUAGACGCUUACGGCGGAACGGACGCAAAACAAGACGCGAUCACGCCACCGGCCGCAGUUGUGGCAGUGUCGGGUGGCGCGGAAAAUCCGCACGACGCACACGCGGACCGACUGCAGGAAACCGACCACGAGACGGAGGAGUCGCGUUCCGUGCAGAGAAUGUUUUUGGAACGGAUAUUGGCCCAAAACUCGUUGGACGUUCAGCUAUUCUGGUCGAACGAUAUGGAAAAGACGAGUCGCAGUGACGAAUUGCCGGGGCUGCAGCAAACCAAUUUCGAACUUACGUACUGUUUUACGCUGACGUUGCUCGGCGACGCGGACAAGGGCUUGGCCGUCCGGUACAUGCAGUGGAACGAGACCGAGAAACAGUUGCUGGCCGUCGUCUACAGCAAGCUGAUAUACACCGAUUACGCCAGUAGGCAACACGCGUCCGUGGCUGUGUGGAGUACGAAAAAUCAUCAUACUCCGGAAAGAUUCUACCAAUUCAACACAUCGGCUAUCACGUGCUUAAAGUUCUCCGCCGUAACACCGAAUUAUCUUGCUAUUGGAUUCGAUUGUGGAAAAAUAUUGAUAAUCGAUAUCUCUAAAGAAUCACUCCACAUAUUGUUUCAAACGUCCACGGAGCUAUCGUUAGAAACCACCAGAAUUUCAGAGCUAUUCUGGACCACCAAUAUUGAAAACAAAAAGAUACCAUAUGAAAUCAAAUCUGAAUGUCUAAUGGCGUGCAAUAAGAUUGGUUGUAUUUCACGUUAUUAUUUUUUACACUGCAAGUUUGAGGAACAAUUAAUUAUGAAACUAUCUCAUAGCGACCGUCCGGAUAAUAAUUUAGACAAAAGCAAAACGUAUACACCGGGUUUUUGCGUAACUAAAUUCAUCGAACUUAAUCAAAACGCGGAUUUGGUGGGCACUGCGGACGGUCUCGUCUACUCGUUUACAUAUGACGAUUUGACGACUCAUCCAAAAAAAAUAGUUUCUCAUUUUGGAAUAAUCAAAUCCUUGGAAAAAUCGCCGUUUUCCCAAGAUGUAUACUUAACAACUGGUUGUGACUGUAACAUAAACAUUUGGAUUGGUGAUUUUUUUCAUGAACCAGUAAUAUCUUUAAGUACCGGGAAACAAAUCGAAAAAGCUAUUUGGAGCAAAACAAGUUCGACAACUAUAGCAUCUAUAAUCGAUAAUUGUAUACACAUUUGGGACUUAAGUGUGACAAAAUAUGAUCCAAUAAUUGUACAAACAAUGCCAAAUCCAAAUCAAAAGUAUACCGGCAUAGAAUUCUCACCAGACGGUAACCAUUUGUGCGUGUCCGAUAUAAGCGGAAAGGUCAUGGUGUACGUUUUAUCAAACAUUUUACCGCCCGAUGAGUAUGAACAAGAAUAUAAUUUAAUGUAUGUCAUCGCAAAAAUCAUAUACGGUCAAAAGGAUUUGUCCGACGUGCUUAUUAAAGAAAGGAAGGGGUUCGCUCAAGCAUUUAAUAAAGUGGAUUUCGAGAAAUAUGGACGUAAAUUUUCCUGAAAAUAUUCCCAAGCUUUAUCA